Molecule: messenger RNA, 3523 nt
Organism: Danio aesculapii
Lineage: Eukaryota; Metazoa; Chordata; Actinopteri; Cypriniformes; Danionidae
Product: NACHT, LRR and PYD domains-containing protein 12
Exons: 8
Coding region: 1-3039 (1012 amino acids)
Molecular function (GO): protein binding
Source: RefSeq, a predicted model, not a curated record
AUGUUAGGUCCCACAGAUGACUGUGUUCAAACACACUCUGGAAACAACAGCAAAGUUGUUUCUCCGAACAUACUGGGAUGUAAAAUAUCAGGAGAUGUUAACUUCAACACACAUGUGCAAAACGUGUCUCCCUCUACCUCAGGUGAUAAAGAUGAAAUCUUUCAAAACCUAAAGAAUGAAAUGAAAACAAUAAUGGAGAAAGAGUGUAGUAGGACUUUUGAGGGAUGCGCAUCUAAACCUGUCGGUCUAAACAAGAUGUACACAGAACUGUUUAUCAUCAAUGAUGACUCGGAUCCCAUCAAUACAGAACAUGAGAUCUGGCAGGAUGAGAAAACACAUGAAUUCAACACAUCCCCGCACACCGUCGUAACCUAUAAUCAAAUCCUUCAGUCGCCUGAUGAUAGAGAUGAAACUGUGAAGAUUGUUUUAACCAAAGGAAUUGCUGGAAUUGGGAAGACGGUCACCAUUCGGAAGUUUAUCCUCGACUGGGCAAACGGAAAAGCCAAUCAGGAUCUAGAGCUUGUGUUUCUGCUCCCGUUCCGAGAGCUGAACUUGCUUGAGGGAGAAAAGAGUCUUUUAGAGGUACUUUUUGAUUUUUAUCCCACGUUAAAAAAGGCAAAACAGAUCUCUGAGUGGAUCUGUGAUAGGAAAGUUCUGUUCAUCUUAGAUGGUCUGGAUGAAUACAGACAGCCCUUGAACUUUAAAAGCCGCCUUUUUUCAAGUGAAACCGAAAAGGCCACAGUUGAUGUCCUUCUAGUAAACCUUCUAUUGGGAAAACUGCUUCCAUCUGCACACCUGUGGAUCACCAGCCGACCCGUCGCCGCUGGACAACUUCCGUCCCACAUCUUCAAACAUGGAUACAAAACUCAAAUCAGGGGAUUCAGAGAUGAGCAGAAGGAGAAGUACUUCAAGAGCCAAUUUGAUGACCCAGCGCUAUCCCAAAAGGUCAUCAGUCACCUGAAGUCUCAGAAGAGCCUGUGGAUUUUGUGCCACAUACCUCUGUUUUCUUGGAUCACAUCUUAUGUUCUCAAACACAUAACUGCAAAACAGAAUCUAAAUCAAAGCAUGCCUUCAAAUCAGACGGAAAUGUACAUCCACUAUCUGCUUAUUCAGACUGGAUUGAGCCACAAGAAAUAUAAGGUAGAGGAACUUUCAGAAGAACAUGCUCUCCAGGAGCAUAGAGACCAGAUCAUGAAUAUGGCAGAGCUGGCGUACUGGCAGCUGAGGGAACAGAAAGCCAUCUUCAGAAAAGAAGAUUUGAUGAAGUACAACAUCAUUGUAGAUGAAGCCACUCAGCAUCCUGGCAUUCUGACCUGCAUCUCACAGUACAAAUGUAUGUUUUACAACAGGAUCACGCUCUUCAGCUUCGUUCAUCUCACUGUGCAGGAAUUCUUUGCAGCCUUGUUUGCAUUUCAUGAAUUUCUGUUAGAAAAGCAGGACUCACUGAGUUUAAGAACAGGCAAAAAGAAAGACGCGCCUUAUUUGAGCAAUUUCCUCAAAGAUGUGAUUGAUGUGGCCUUGCAGAGUGAGAAUGGACACAUGGACCUUUUUACCUGUUUUCUCUUUGGGAUUUCCUGUGAUUCCAACAAACUUCUACUUGAAGCAUUCCUGCCACCAUUCAGGGGCAAUAUUUCACAAGAGCACAGAAAGGUGACCAAGCAUAUUAAGUCUCUGAGGAGGAAAGAUCUGUCCUCUGAGAGAUGCGUCAGUCUCAUUCGGUGCCUCCUUGAGCUCAAGGACAAGUCUUUUUUGCAGAAUUUGCAAGCGCUUGAACGCUCACAAUCCAAAAAGCCCCUCACACUGUUCCAGUGCACACUUCUGGCUUACCAGUUGAGGAUGUCAGAUGAAAAACACAUUAAGUUUGACCUCAGGAAAUACAACAUCACCUUAGAAGGGUUUCAGAGACUCUCUUCAGCCUUCAGAUAUGUCAGAAAGGCUCUGCUUAAAGGAAGUGGCUUGACAGAACAUCAUUGUAUGAGUCUGGUGCCGUACCUGAGGCUGCCAAAGACUCACCUGACUGAUCUAAAUCUGAGCUACAAUGGACUGGGACGCUCUGCACUGGCGUAUCUUACCCCAGCACUCUCAGAUCCUAACUGCCAGAUUCAGAUCCUCAACCUGAGCCACAAUGACCUCCAGAGUCAGGACAUGGAGCUGAUCAGAGAUGUGCUUACUGGAGCAAAUGUGAAUCUGAAGGUCCUGGACCUCAGCGAGAAUCAACUAGAGGAUUCAGGAGUGCAAAUUCUCUCAGAUGGACUGCAGAGUGAUAACUGCCAUCUUAAAGUUCUGAAAAUUUCAGGCUGUCAGAUCCAAAUCAGAGGAGUUCAUUAUCUGUUGUCAUCUCUAAAACAACAUCCUCUAUAUCUGAGAGAGCUGGACCUGCGCUAUAAUAUUCUGGAAGACACGGGCCUGGAGAAUCUAUGGGCGGAACUGUCCUCACUGAGAGUUUCCACUGGGGGAGUCUGCGGUCGCCAACCAGGACUGCACAAAUAUAUGGUGGCGCUCACCUUUGACCCUAAGACGGCUAAUGAUCGUCUCCUGCUGAAUGAGGACAACACUUUAGCCACUCGGCUGAAGAGGAAAAUGCAGCUCCUUCCUAAUGAGCAGAGAUUUGACACAUGCAACCAGGUCCUUUCCCAUCAGCGCCUGACCGGACGCUGCUUCUUUACGGUGGAUGUGAUUGGGCCACAUGUGCAUGUGGGCGUGGCCUGUAAGGGACUCGAGCGGAAGGGGUCGAGUUCUACAGUAUGUCUGGGACACAAUAAGAUGUCCUGGAGUUUGCGUUGCUCCAGAAAUGAAUGUGUGGCUUAUCAUGACAAGAAAAGGGAAUCAGUCCAAACCACGGAGUCCAUCGGGAGGCUCGGUGUGUUUGUGGACCAGGAGGCCGGUUCUGUUUGCUUCUACAGGAUGAUCCCACAGGUUCAGCUCUUGUACAUGUUUGAUGCAGAUUUCCCUGAGGACCAAGAGCUUUACGCUGCGUUCAGGAUUCAGAAGCCGAACAGCUCAGUUGACUUGGAUGAGAACUGCUCAAUGUUGGGGUGACUUCUGAAAUAUCCUUCUGUUCAUACCUCUUUUCCGCUGUCCUGCUGAGUGUCGUCUUCCAACAUGACUUACCUGGCGAUAAUACAGCCUCAUAUCACACCACUGCACAUCACAAUUUACACGGUUGCAGUCUGUUAGCAUAUGUCAGCAUCAGUGUGCUGCCUACUUUUGAAUGGGAGGUAGGAAAAUCUGACAGGGUAGGACAAACGGACAGAACACCAGACCUUUUGUUUGUCUGUUUUACAGAGUUUUGACAGUAAUAUCGUUUGAUAUGCAUGAUGUGACUGAUAUUUUGUGAUCAGGUGCUGUGUUCACACUUCUGAUCACCCAGUUAAUAAUAAUCCAGAUGAACAAGAGAAUCUCCUGCAGAAAUACCCCUGAUGAGUGACUGAAACAUGAAUACCACUGUAGCGCUGUGCAGUAGAUUUGCAUAGGUCGUCUGUCUUUAAGUAAACGUAAUCGUCAAUAAAAGUCUUGAAUCUGA